This is a messenger RNA of Pelobates fuscus (common spadefoot toad), 1914 nucleotides long. RefSeq names its product glycerophosphodiester phosphodiesterase domain containing 3 (gene GDPD3). The coding region runs from base 812 to 1819 and encodes 335 amino acids. Gene Ontology annotation, cellular component: endoplasmic reticulum membrane. NCBI's taxonomy places the organism in Eukaryota, Metazoa, Chordata, Amphibia, Anura, Pelobatidae. Gene Ontology annotation, molecular function: phosphatidylcholine lysophospholipase A1 activity; phosphoric diester hydrolase activity. Gene Ontology annotation, biological process: glycerophospholipid catabolic process. The record is from RefSeq and is a predicted model, not a curated record. The transcript is spliced from 11 exons.
AUGAUACUGCACCUCCGUAUUGUCAUUACCAGAGAAACUAGACGAGACCUCGUGGGCAGAGAGGGCCUUGUUUUCCUGAAAAUGAGACCUGACCGAUGAGGUUGGCCACAUUCUGUCUCAGAUCCCGUGGUCAGUCACAAGCUGCUGACAGUCAGCUCUGCAGUUCGCUGACUCUGCAUUAAUUUCCACAUCACAGAGCUAAGCGAGAGUCACUGACUGCCAGACUGUGCCAGCGACAGGUGUGCAAGCUGAGAGAGUGCCAAGGAUCGGAUAGAUUGGAGAGCACACCUUUUGCCAAGUGCUCCUCUCCGCCCUUAACAUCCAGCUGCACCCAGUCGCUCUCCAUUACUGAUUAAUCCCAAACUCUCCAUUCUCUGUGAUUUACACCCUCUGUCCUGUACAGCUUGGAUCUGCUUGUUUUACCUUUUUAAAUUUUCCCACCCUUCACCUGUAUUCGCUUAUUUCCUGCUCUACCCCAAAACUGAACCCUGUGCUCUACUGCCCCCACUUACCUGCAUCCUGAUCUCUCCUGCCCCCACCUUAACUCACACCCCUGUCUGUCCUUUAUCCACCCAAACUUACCCCCCAUCCUACCUGCCAUCUCACCUGCAUGCUUUAUCUCCUAUGCCAAUCUUACCUGCACCCCAUCUCUCCUGCACACAGUUUAGUUUUUACCCCAUUUCUGCUACUCCCACCCCAACCUGCUACCACUUUGAUUUUUGACCCAUAGUUUCCUCUAUUCCAAUCACUCAUUCCCCCAAAUCUCACCCCAUCUGUUUCAUUCCCUUUUACCCCUUCUGUUCCUACAAUCAUGUUUCCUUCAUUGUACUACCUGGUCCCAGUAUUGGGGGGCUAUGCUGUCACCUCAUAUUAUCUGCUGAAAAACCCCCAUAUCCUGCACAAGAAAAAGAGGCUUCCCUUCUACUGCCGACACAUUUCUCACCGUGGGGGAGCUGGGGAGAGAAUUGAAAAUACUCUGGAAGCCUUUGACAACGCUGUGGCCAAUCAGACUCACCUCCUGGAGUUAGACUGUCAGCUGACCAAGGAUGGCCAGGUCGUGGUGUCACAUGACCAGAACUUAAACAGACAGACUGGACAUGAUGUCAACAUCCGUGAUGUCACAUAUCGGGAGCUGCCUCUGUACAAAAAUACCUUGGAGGUCACCUUCUUUCCAGGUCAUGUCUCGUCCGGCAGUGACCAACGGAUGCCCCUCCUGGAGGAAGUGUUCCAGAGAUAUCCAGAUAUGCCGAUCAAUGUGGAGAUCAAGGAGGAUAACAAUGAGCUUAUUAAAAAGGUGUCUGACUUGGUCAGACGGUACCACCGCACGAACAUGACAAUCUGGGCCAGUAUGAGCGACCGCAUUAUGAAGAAAUGCCAGGCUGAGAAUCCAGACAUGCCAAUCAUGUUCACACCGCGCAGGGGGCUGAUCCUACUGCUUCUCUACUACACCGGCCUGCUCCCUUUCGUGCCUCUACGAGAGUCUGUUGUGGAAACCUAUAUGCCGUCUCUUAUAAACAGGACCUAUUUCCCUCACAACCGGCUAAUGAGCAAUCCUUUUCUGGUUUCGCUACAAGAUAAGCUUUUUAUGCAAAAAGGUUUAUUCCAGCAUCUAAAAGACAGAGGGAUCCAGGUUUACCUCUGGGUUCUGAAUCAGGACUCUGAUUAUCAGAGAGCUUUAGACUAUGGGGUAACAGGGAUCAUGACUGAUUUCCCCUCCAAAUUAAAAGCUUUCCUGCAGCGAUAUGAGGAGGAGCAGAGAACGAGAGGGGGGAUGCAGCAUGAUGUUACAGGAGAUGGAGUGCAGAGAAACAGACACUAAGGUGCCAAGGAAUGGAAAAUAAAUUACAGUCAAUUAAAAAUAAUCUGUUAAGAAUGUCAAAAUGCUUAAUAAAGCAAUAUAAUUUUGUAGUAAAA